Molecule: messenger RNA, 1623 nt
Organism: Chaetomium strumarium
Lineage: Eukaryota; Fungi; Ascomycota; Sordariomycetes; Sordariales; Chaetomiaceae
Exons: 3
Coding region: 1-1623 (540 amino acids)
Source: RefSeq, a predicted model, not a curated record
AUGCUCUCCCGGGUGUGUUUCCGACCGGCGGUUGGACGAAUAGCAGCCCCUCACUCACGGGGCUCGUCCUUCCACCGCGGCCGGAAGUAUGAACAUGGCGUGCGGCUCAUCAGCUGCGUGACAUUCUCGGUGGACAUAACGCGGACAUCGGCUGUUAAGCUCAAGCAAGCAGUCGUAGAUGGCCUCAGGGAGUCGCUAGGACCCGGCGGGCCAGCCAAAAAGCAACAGAAUCAUGAUGAUGCCGCCCUGCUUUUUGUCUCCAAGUCGCUGGCCUCGUGGCUAGACGAUGAUGCCUUCCUCACCCGGAUGGUUGCCUCCGCCGGGAUUGCCACGGGUAGCACCUCACGAGAGGUAACCAUGCUGACUGCCGCCGUCGACGAGGUUCCGUGCUACGACCCCGGCCUCGACUCUCUCUCCUCGUCCGAAGGAGUGUCUGUUUUGCGCGGAAAUGCGAGUCGCGUCCUGCAGGAUCUGACCAGCUUAUCGGAUGUCGAGAUCCCCGGAGACGGCGCCCAGGAGCCCUCGCUGGAGUUUCAUCCGCCCCCGUGCUGGCACGCCGGGCCGCUGGCAGUGACCGUCCCUCUUGCCAAUACCGUCUUUAGCAAUGGCAGGCCACAUACGCUCUUCGUCAGCCGGUGGGGAAGUGAAUCGUCCGCGGGGUCCGCGCGCCUGGUUGACAAGACUCAGAUGACAAGCCAAAGGAUCAUCCUCCCCGCUGCAGACAUGGCCGUCUCUGAAGAAAAAGACCAGUCGACGACUAGCUCGGUGGUGUCCCACCUAGUUCCGGUGACCUCCCCGCGCCGAAUUUCCGCCGGGCUCGGGAACAUUCUGCGCAACAUUGAGAUCAACGGGUCGCCACGGCCGGCGUCCCAGGAGCUAGAGGAUGUCAUUCCGCGGCUUCUCGAGGCACGCCGGAAGGACAAGGACAGCGCGAGCGGCCCUGUAGAUGUCUGGGCCCUGAUCGCCCCUGCUCGUUAUAUCGAGAAGGGCUUGCCUAUCUCAAACCCAUUAGAGCUAGGGAAGUACCAACUCUCAGAUGAAGUGGGCUUGGCCCGGGCCGUGGCGAAUCAAAUGGACAUGUUCAUCGCUGGAGGCUGCCAGUUACGCAAAGUCUUGAGCGGCGGCGGUGGCUGGGGCCUGAAGAAAGGCCUCUUGUCGCUCGACCCCCAGACCCGCCUCACGACCGACGAGCACCAAGACCUCGAGAGCUUCAUCAGCUCCUUCCGAGGCGACACUUCGGCCGGCGGCAUCAUCACCCCGGGCUCGUACGUGCAGUUCUUCGUCGAGCCGGCUCUCCCUUCUCCACAGGAGGACGACGACUACGCACCGGUAACUCGGUCGUCGUCGUCAUCGUCGUCGUCGUCCGUUCGUUUCCGGACACUGACCACUGUUUUUGGGACGCAUGCCCGGCCGCCGAUCCGAUCUCCCCUCGCGGCGACAGCAUCGGAUCCGGUGAGGGCUUGGCCAGGCUUGUUUGGCGCCCUCUCUUCCGAGGCCAUGUAUAUCUCGCAUAGGGGGGAGACGAGGGAUGGUCAAGUGGUCAUCGCCACCAAGAUCGACGUCCCACGCUCGUACAUGGUUUCCACCGCGUCUAAACCGAAAGCUGAAGGUUCUAAAUUGUAA